AUGGAGAUACUCAAUAAAAAGUGUAAGAGAGUGUUGAAGGACUUGUUUUAUUGGAGCAAGGCUAGAAUUAAGGAUUUCUCUUUAGAAAAGGAGAAUUUGAAAGAAGAAAUCUCUAUGAUUCAAGAAGAAGAAGCUUCGGUUGGUUGGUUAUCUGAUGAAAAGCUUUGGGAGCUUAGAUCUAAAGUCAAUCAGCUUAAUUCAGUUCUAUCUAGACUUAACACUUAUUGGAGGCAAAGAGCAAAGGUUAAGUGGAUAAAGGAAGGAGAUUCAAAAUCUAAAUUUUUUCAUUCUUUUGCUAACACCAGAAGAAUUGGAAAAAGGAUUUCUCAGAUCAAAGAUGAAGAUGGUUGUAUCACCGAAGAUCCCAUAAAGAUGCACAAUAUUCUGUUCCAGUUUUUUCAAAAGAAGUGUAACCAAAGGACCUGCUGUAUGGACAAUUGGCCAGAACCGGUAGCUGUUCUGGACGAGACGGAUAGAAGCAUUCUGGAGAUUCCAAUCUCAGAUGUGGAAAUUCUAGAGGUUAUCAGAGGGCUUGGCAAUAACAAAUCUCCAGGGCAUGAUGGUAUUACAUACUCUUUUCUUAAGAGAUAUUGGAACAUUGUUGGUAUUGAUGAGGAAAAGGAGUUAGGCAUUAAAGUGGCCUCUUCAGGUCAAGUGAUUUCUCAUUUGCUCUAUGCGGAUGAUAUCCUCUUAUUCUCUAAAGCCAAGAUUAGAAGCAUCAAGGAGAUGAAGGUCAUUUUGAACAAAUACUGUGGUUGGACAGGACAAAAAUUGAAUCUUAAGAAAUCGUCUAUGAUUGUUAGUAAGAAUGUUGAAAGGAGAAGGAAGAAGAAGAUUGCCAAAAUUAUGGAGAUCAAGGUGGUUGAGGAGAUGGAAUAUCUGGGAACUAAAUUGGCACUGAGAAGAUUGAAAAAGUUAGAUUUUCAAUAUCUUUUGGAUAGAGCUUUGAAGAUUUUAAAUGCUUGGGGAAAUAGAUAUAUUUCUCUAGUUGGAAAACUUGUGCUUGCCAAUUCAGUUUUUUGUAAUUUGCCUUUAUUUUUAAUAUCACAUUCCUUAAUUCCUUUAAGUGUGCUGAGGGAAUUUGAGAAAUACUGCAGAAAUUUCAUAUGGAAGAAUCAUGAUGGAAAAAAGGGAAUGCACUAUAUAGCUUGGGAAGAGUUUUGCAAGCCAAGAGCUGCCGGUGGUUGGGGUUUACAUUCUGCUGUUAACAGUAUCCAAACUCUUAUAGCUAAAUUCUCUUGGAAUCUGGUAAUCAAUCCUCACUCCUUCUUAAAUAGAAAUUUACUUAUCAAGUACGGUGAAGACUGGUGGAAGAAUGAUGAGAUUAAAGGGGGUUCUUCGGCUUGGAAGAUCAUUGCCAAUGGAUGGAAAUCUUUGAGGAAAGUUAUCAGAUGGAAUAUGGUGAAUGGAUCUCGAAUUAAUGUAUUGAAGGAUGUAUGGAUUUUUGAUAAAGUCUUGCUCAAAUGGCCAACUUUUAUUGCUUCUUUUGAAGAGGAUAAUAUAACUCUGGAUUUUUUUAUUACUCAAGGCAAAUGGAACAUUGAUAAACUUCUUCUUUUUUUUGGUGAAGAAUUGGUUUAUGUUAUUAGCAGCAUUCAUAUUGAACAAGUUGGGGAGGAUGAUUAUAUGGAUAAAAAAUACAAAUUUAUUGGUAAAUCAAUUGCUGCAUUGAUCAAGGAAGAAUCAGUGAAGUUGAAUGAGGGGAGCUCUUACUUAUGGAUUCAUAAGUUGAAACUGUUUGCCAUAGUGGAAUUUUUUAUUUGGAGGCUUUGCAAAAAAGCGAUUCCUACAACUGAUUUUAUGAUGAAAAGAAGUUUAUCCAAUGAUAAUAAAUGUCCUAGAGGAUGUGGAGGACUGGACGAUGUAGACCAUAUCACUUGUAAGUGUCCAAAACUGUUUAAGGUUAUUGGCACUCUUCGGAAAUGGGGUUUUCAAGUUCCCUUUUUUGAUUCAUUUCAGCACUGUUUGGAUGAAGCACAAGCCUGGUAUGAGAAGAAUCCUGGGACGGUAAAGAUCUACUUUACUUUGUUAUGGAUUUUUUGGAAUGAUAGAAAUAAAAUUAAGCAUGGUAAGAAAGAAGAUAGUGUAUCAAUGAUGGCUACUAAUGUUAUCAGCAUGAUAACAUUUGAUAGAAGACAAAGAGUGCUCUCGGAGAACUGGGAUGCUUUUUAG
Dendrobium catenatum is the source of this 2172-nucleotide messenger RNA. RefSeq lists its product as uncharacterized. The record is from RefSeq and is a predicted model, not a curated record. The coding region runs from base 1 to 2172 and encodes 723 amino acids. NCBI's taxonomy places the organism in Eukaryota, Viridiplantae, Streptophyta, Magnoliopsida, Asparagales, Orchidaceae. The transcript has 2 exons.